Molecule: messenger RNA, 2475 nt
Organism: Diatraea saccharalis (sugarcane borer)
Lineage: Eukaryota; Metazoa; Arthropoda; Insecta; Lepidoptera; Crambidae
Source: the annotation of a GenBank genome assembly
AUGCUGUUGGAAGAAUCGGCCAAGGACCACGGCCACUGUGACGACUCAACCAUAAUUUCGGACGGAUACACGGACACAGGAUCAACGGACACCAUCUCACCGGACAGAUUUAUGGGAGUGACGGGUGAGAGACUGUCCGACUCGGACUCCGUGGACACGAUAAACAUUUGGGCAUCACAACCUCCGCACCCCGCUCCCCCAAGAACUCCAGAGCCCCAACCGCUGUCUCCGCCCUCUCUCUCCUCCCUCUCGUCAUUGGCAUUACCGGACGACUUACCGAGGACACCUAGACUAUCACCGUCGUCAUCAUCAUCAUCAUCCAGCUCCACCUCCAGCCACGAUACGGAUAGAACUGUUGAGUGCACCUCUCCGAAGGGCACCAUCUCCCCCCGCACAACAACAACAACAACAAGAAAUAAAGACAAAAGGAAGGGGGACGCGCCUUUCAGCAUGGAAGCUUGGAGGAAUACCCCCAGUUGCUCAUACGCACGGACAGGGGACAGAGAGAAGGAAACCGUAGUACGCCCCGAACGGCCCCCACCACUGUCACGGCUCAGGGAGCAACAGAAGGAUACCGCUGGCGAAUCAGAGGGCACUGGAAGGGGAAGAAUCAUCAACAACAAAGAGGUGGUGGGAAAAGGGAAAGGGAUAGGCAAAAGAUCGCUCCCAACAUCCGCAAUCGAACCCAUAGGGGAAAACGAGGAGAAGAAGACCUCGGGUACCUCCCCCUCCGCCGCCCUAGCCCCCCCCCCUGCUCAGCCAGCGGACACACACAGCGCAAUAUCACCGCCGAAGGGAACAGGCGCAAUAAUAAUCUACGGGGCCUCCGUUAGCGAAAAUAUAGCCAAAACCAAAACCGAAACCGAAAUUCAAACCAAAUUCAAAUUUACCGGCGUCCUCAGCGAUAGCAGUGCAGCCGCCUCUGUCGCCGCCGCCACUUCUGCACCAACUUUACAGACAACGGGAACGGAGGAGGAGGACCCUUCCUCGCUCCCCACCGCUCCUCAGGAGCGCCCUUCGGAAUUCUUCUUCCCCUCCUCCCCUUCCUCCUCCUCCUCCUCCUCCUCCUACUCCUCCCCGCCCUGCAAAAGGGAAAAAAUGAAUCAUGAUGAGGAAAAUUCUAACUCCAACAUCAACAACACCAAAGAAAAGAGACAGAAUAAGAAAGAAGGAACAGAAUUGGACCACUACCCAAAAACAAAAACAAACAAAGACACGCACCCACUAGACGAGGCAGUGGAGAAAAUAAACGCCAUAAUACUAGGACUGGCUGGCACACGAACGGGCACAGCCCGAACAAUAAAAACGGACCCACUCUUCGCAACUGGGCUCCGUCGACACACGCCCCGCAGGCCGAACGCGAAAGCAAGCACCAACAAACACACGAAUGCAAACAACACCGAAAGAAUAGCUGCAAUCAUUAGGAAUAGGUGCGAAGAACUCCUGAAUGUAGAAAAGCAAGCUAUACAACUGCGCAAACUAAUAAUCGACCUAGGCGGAAAAGACACUCUCUCAUGUCCCCCCCCUCCUCGGCCUCCCACUCCCCCUCCGCCUCUUUCCCCCCCUCCUCCGAAUCAAACCCGGAAAACUGACGAGCCCUGCUCGGGGACAAGAAACGGAAAUGUCUUCCCGAAGCCUCAAACCGGCCUCACCACCUCCUCCCCCAAUUCCUCUCCUCACCAUUCAAGGAGCGGAAACGGGAACGAACACAGGAGCAGCGGAACGGAGCCCGAACAACACACCAGCGCAAAUGAGCCGAAGAUCAGGAGAAGCGACAAGCACCCGGACCUGGUUCAAAUCAUGAACGCGUUGAGAGAACAUCAAAAGAUCCAACGGGAACAGGACCAGCGACUAUCCCGAUUACAAAAGCAAAUCGAGGCGCUUCGCUCCGGUGACGCUCCCGGGCAAGAACGGAUUACCCAAUCUAAACUCGAGACCAAAACUAAAACCGAUACCCAAACUGAAACAAAGGAAAAUGUAGGUAGAAAGAGGAAAACAACAUGGAGAAACAACAGAAGAAGGCGAACCAAAAAUCACCGGGAGAACACCACCGCACCUACACCCGCUCCACCACCACCACCACCACCACUAUCAACCAACAUCCCAACAAACGACACCACACAACGAGCACGACAGCAAAGAGAAAGAGCCCCGCAAAACCAACAUCCUAGGGUUAACGAAUCAACUCAACGGAGACAAUUAUCAUCACAACCGUUUCCACAAUCACCACGACUGCAACAACAACCCCUCUCAGUACGGCAACGAGGGCGGCCGCAGUUACCUCAACGACAACAACAACAACAACAACCACAAAGACUUAGGCCUCCACCGCAAGGGGGUAACCCAACACCGACACAACUAGAGCGACAGCAGCUGACCAAUCUCCGUGUGCUCGCACCCCCCCCCACCAUCGCGGGCGAGACACGAACCCCCCCAGGGGAACGCUCCCCGGCGUCUGGGACCUGUAGGCUUUGA